AUGUUGUUAGACGAGCGCGGCAAUCUCAAGGUGUCUGACUUCGGCCUCAGCGCCCUGCCGCAGCAGCAGCACCGCGACGGGCUGCUGCACACCACCUGCGGCACGCCCAACUACGUCGCUCCUGAGGUGCUGUGCGAGAACGGGUACGACGGGCGCAAGGCGGACGUGUGGUCGUGCGGGGUGAUUCUGUUUGUGCUGCUGGCGGGGUACGCGCCCUUCCAGGACAGCGACCUGCGCCCGCUCUACCGCAAGAUCCGCCACGCGCUCUUCUCCUUCCCCGCCUGUGUCUCGCCCUCCGCGCGUUCCCUCAUCUCCGCCAUCCUGCAGCCCGACCCCGCCAAGGUGCGCCACAUGCGCCCGUGGAAUAUUGUGCGGGAAAUUUGUUCAUUAAUAAAAAAUUGA
This is a messenger RNA of Closterium sp. Yama58-4, 402 nucleotides long. The record is from the annotation of a GenBank genome assembly. Lineage: Eukaryota; Viridiplantae; Streptophyta; Zygnematophyceae; Desmidiales; Closteriaceae.